Messenger RNA from Seriola aureovittata, 2486 nucleotides. Its product is annotated as arachidonate 12-lipoxygenase, 12R-type-like. NCBI's taxonomy places the organism in Eukaryota, Metazoa, Chordata, Actinopteri, Carangiformes, Carangidae. Bases 110 to 2122 code for a protein of 670 amino acids. Gene Ontology annotation, molecular function: iron ion binding; protein binding; oxidoreductase activity, acting on single donors with incorporation of molecular oxygen, incorporation of two atoms of oxygen. Gene Ontology annotation, biological process: lipid oxidation; linoleic acid metabolic process. The record is from RefSeq and is a predicted model, not a curated record. The transcript has 15 exons.
GACCCUCCCACAAAAAUGAAUAGUAUAUAAAGAGAAACCAGUGAUGAUUUCCAUCAAAGGAACUUCUUGAUCUCAUUAACAGAGGAUUUUUCAGCUUUCCAGAGUGACAAUGGUGGAUUAUGAAGUGACAGUAUCCACGACCAAUCUCGUCACUGCCACCACUUUCAGCAAUGUCUUCAUUAAGCUGGUGGGCACAGACGGGGAGAGCGAACGAACAUGGCUCCUAAGCUUCAAAGGGGCCGCAUCCUUCUUCAGAGGAGCAGUGUCUACUUUUACUGUGUCCUGCCCUACCUCUCUUGGAAAGCUGGUUCUGAUAGAACUAGACAAACAGCAUCUCCUGCUCUUCCCACAAGACUCGUGGUUUCCUGCCAAAGUGGAAGUGAAAUCCCCAGAGGGAGACACCUACCAUUUUCCCGUCUACCGCUGGAUCACUGACAGUGAGGUGCACCGCUUCAGAGAGGGAAAAGCUCUGAAAGUCUUUGAAGACAACCAUAAUCUUGGCCAGUACGCUCGGGAGCAGGAGCUGAACCAGCGAGCGGAGGACUAUCGCUGGCAUGUGUACGCAGAGGGAAUACCCCACUGCAUAAAGGUAGACAACCCUCUUUCUCUGCCUUGUGAGGUCCGCUUCUCCUUCACCAAGACUACAGAGUUUUUCUUCACUGCAUCAGCUGGGCUGACAGAGCUGAACCUGAAGGGACUUGAUGAUUGCCAUGAGAGGUGGGCUGAUAUUGAUUCGAUCAAUCGGGUGUUCUGCUGCAAACGGACGGACAUAUCAGACUAUGUCCAGCAACAUUGGAAGGAGGAUGCUCUCUUCGCCUACCAGUUUCUAAAUGGUGUCAACCCCAUUUUGAUCCAACGUUGCACAGUCCUACCCGGUAACUUUCCUGUCACUGAUGACAUGGUCUUCCUCCAUGGUCAGUGUAGCUUGGCAGAUGAAAUGAAGAAAGGCAACAUAUUCCUGUGUGACUACAAGCGUUUGGAUGGACUUCCACCAAACAUCAUCAAUGGGAAGAAGCACUACCUGAUGGCUCCCCUCAUCCUGCUCCACAAAACACCUGAUGACAAGUUGAUGCCAAUUGCCAUUCAGCUGAAGCAGACUCCAGCAGAUGACAAUCCAAUCUUUGUUCCUACUGAUUCUGAGUACGACUGGUUGCUGGCCAAGAUUUUUGUGAGAAGCGCGGAUUUCAAUGAGCAUCAACUCAACUCUCACCUGCUGCGCACUCACCUGCUGGCCGAAGCUUUUGCAGUGUCACUGCUGCGCAACGUGCCCAUGGUGCAUCCGCUGUACAAGCUCCUCAUACCUCACACUCGCUACACUCUGCAGAUCAACUACUUAGCUCGGCUUCUUCUAAUAUCUGAGACUGGAGUUUUCACAAAGUUUGCAUCCUCCGGGGGAGAGGCUAUGCUCACAAUCCUGAAUAGAUCACUGUCAUCAGUGAAAUACAGCUCCCUCUGUAUACCAGACGACAUUGCAGAGCGUGGGCUACAGGAUGUGCCAAACUUCUACUACAGGGAUGAUGGACUCCGGCUUUGGGAUAUCAUCUACAGGUUUGUGAAGGGAAUACUCAGCUACUACUACAAGAACGACGUUGAGGUCCAGCAAGACUCUGAGCUGCAGAAGUGGAUUAUGGACAUUUUUGAACAUGGAUUCCUUUCUCAAGAAGACACAGGAAUUCCUCAGAGAUUUACAACUGUGGCUCAGCUGAUCAAGUUUGUCACCAUGGUGAUCUUCACUGGCUCAGCCCAGCACUCAGCUGUGAACACUGGACAGUAUGACUAUGGUGGCUGGAUGCCCAACACUCCCAUCUCCCUACAACUCCCUCCACCAACCACAAAGGGGACAACAAGCGAGGCAACGAUGCUGCAGACUUUCCCUGACAUCAGCACAACAGUUCAGGGCAUGGCCACCAUGUGGCUACUGAGCAGGCAGUCUUCUGACUUCGUCCCACUUGGCCAGUACCAUGAAGACCAUUUCAGUGAGGAGAUUCCCCACAAGCUGAUAAAGGAUUUUCAGGGAGAACUUGAAGUGCUGAGUACAGCCAUCAAAGUCAGGAACAGGAGUCUGGAAAUCCCAUACACAUACAUGGAUCCACAGGGGGUAGAAAACAGUGUUGCCAUUUAAAACUCAGAAGGUGUGGUGACCUCCUCAGCUGCUGCUCAAAUUCAGCUGCACGUGGUUAAAAGGGAGCAGGGGAAGAACUGCAGGCACUGUUUUUAACUGAUACUAUAGUGGAAAGAAACUAUUGAUGAGUAGAUGUAUAAAGUUAAUAUAUUAAUCAAACUAUGUUAAAAAUGACUUUUUUCCUCAUGCUUCACUAGUUCAGUACUGGCCAGUUUAUCAAAAAAAAAGACAUUGUAAAAAUACAAGAUGUGAAUCUGCUUUGACAAGUUUGCCAUUGUUUGCUGUCAUUGGACUAUUGUUUUAUUCUUUUUUUGUCUUGACACAACAAUUAAUAAAGCUGUUAUUGAUCCUGAAUCAACUAUUA